UUCACCUGUGGACAAUGAAGAGCAAGCGAGGCUGCAGGAUGGUGGCCUGGCUUCUGCUGGUCCUCAGCUUUGCACUCUGUGUCCCUCUUGUCUUAGAGGCUGACUCAGCUAUCGUAUGUCAUACUGGAGACACUGUCACGCUGUCCUGCCCUGGAAGACUCCUUAAUGACACAGAGGAGCUUCUGUGGAUGUUUAAAGGCAAACCUGCCUUUUCAUAUGGAAACGGAAGCUUGUGUGAAACUGGUCGUUAUGUCAGCCGAACCUCGAUUGGAUCCAUCCAGCAGAAUAAUUUCUCUUUAGAUAUUACUAAUAUCUCGAAAGAGGAUGCCGGGGUUUACACAUGUCGCAUCAGUGGAGAUACAGAACACAUACGAAGCAUUAGCCUUAUUGUUAAUGACUCACAGGCUCACGCUGACUCUGCUGCUUCUGUCCCUCUGUGUCUGACAGAUACAGAGACCGACCGGGAGCAAAGGGCUGCAGGGACCCAACAUGGAGAUCGUCCUGUUUGCAGGCCAUACAGAGAGAGGGAGGAUCCCCCAGGGGCGUCUUCAGGAGGAAACCGGGGGCUCACUGUCGGCAUUGUGGUUCCUGUGGUGCUUUUGGUGCUUGUGGUGGUUGGGGUGUUAAUCAUAAAAUGGAGGAACAGGCAAGGAGCGGAAAGGCAGGAAGAUUCUGUUCUGUACACUGAGGUGCUCACUACAAUCAAAAUGCUGGUUCAGAAAUAAAAUGUGGUGCAGAGAGGUCUAGAAUGCCGAUAUCAAUAUGCUUGAAGUUAGAUUAUGGGAAUUGUCGUUACGCGUUAUCAUGAUGCGUUAAGGGUUUUGGGGGCUUUCUGAACGUCUCCUAUCCAGAGUCUAUUUGGAGGCCAGUGGAUCCUCAGUUUCAGGUGUCUUUUCCCAGAAUUACCUCUGCUGUACUGUAUUUGGAUGCCAGGAAAUGCUUCUAUUUUUAAAAUUAUUUAUUUUUUACUGGAUUUUAAAACAUUUUUUAUCAGUGGAUAUUUUCUUGUUGCAUAAAUAUGAAUGUUACACCUGUGAAAAAAACUCUUGAAAUAUGCUUAUGCAACUUUAUACAAUAAAGCUAUUUAUUUAUGCCA
Messenger RNA from Paramormyrops kingsleyae, 1096 nucleotides. The record is from RefSeq and is a predicted model, not a curated record. Lineage: Eukaryota; Metazoa; Chordata; Actinopteri; Osteoglossiformes; Mormyridae.